AUGAAGCUGGAUGUCUUAAUCGUCGGCGCUGGUCCGGCGGGGCUGACGGCCGGGACAUGGCUGGCACGAACAGGAGUCAAGGCAAUGAUCAUAGAUCACAAGUCAUCCAGAACACAAAUCGGUCAUGCAGAUGGGAUUGAAGGCCGCACCUUUGAAAUCUUUGAUAGCUUCGGCAUUGGCGAAAAGAUCUGGAGCGAAGCUAAUCGGACGAUCGAUCUCUGUCUAUGGAGUUCUGACGAGCAUGGUAAAAUCCAACGUGACCAAAUCUUAGCAAACACCAACCCUGGGCUUUCUCGGUACCAAGAAUCUACUCUUGGCCAAGGUAAAAUCGAACAGCACUUGGUGGACCUAAUACAGUCUCAUGAGAGCGUUGAGAUCAAGUGGAGCACCACACCAUUAAGCCUGAUCAUUCGUUCCGAUGACACUUCUCAUCCUGUGGAGAUAUUGAUUCGUACUAAGACAGCAUGUGAAGAGUCAAGCGAUGAAUUCACCGAGACACGUAUAGAAGCAAGAUACCUUAUUGGAUGUGAUGGUGCACACAGCUGGGUGCGAACACAACUUGGCCUGAAGCUGAAAGGAGAUCACACAAAUGAAAGCUGGGGGGUCCUUGACUCGGUCCCAAUCACCGAUUUUCCCGAUAUCCGGAAGAGAUGCAUCGUCAAGGCUCAGUGUGGGAGUUUGAUGGUAAUUCCGCGGGAGCGAGGCCUAGUCCGAUGCUAUGUUCAGCUGUCGUCGGAGAUCGCAAAAAUACUCCAGGCGAAGUUUUCCUCACAAACUUUGAUCGAUGUCAUCCGAAGGAUUCUGCAUCCGUACCAUUUUGACACUUCACAGGUAGAAUGGUCAACAAUAUACACAGUCGGUCAACGUCUGUGCGACAGAUAUUCGAUGGAUAGCCGUGUUUUUCUGGCUGGUGAUGCAGUGCAUACACAUUCACCCAAGGCCGGUCAAGGAAUGAACGUGAGCAUCCAAGACAGUUAUAACCUGGGCUGGAAGCUGGCUUCAGUCAUCAAGGGUCGAGCGCACCCAAAGAUCCUGAGAACUUAUCAACAGGAGCGUCAUGCCGUUGGUAAGAGACUAAUUGGGUUUGACAAAAGGAUGGUUGAAGGUGUGUGUGAGAAGAAUACAAAGGUCAACAACGAGGAUCAUUUAGCACAACAUGAUUCGCUCAAAGAGACACUUCAGGAGGAGAACACUUCUGCGUCCGGCUUGACUGUCCGAUAUAAACCUAGUCUCUUGAUCACACCAGGAUUGAACGUCCAGUCAUCAACAAUCCGAAAGAAUCUUGGGUAUCUACUUCCCUUCAGCAGGCCUCACCUGGCGUCCAACAUCAUUGUCGGGGCUCGGUUUCCGAGCGCCCAGGUUUUAUGCCAAAGUGACUCUCGACCAUGGCAUCUUCAACAAGCUUUGCAAAGUAUGGGGCAGUGGCAUCUCGUCGUUUUUGGAGGUGACAUUUCCGAUGCCAUUCAAAUGGAAUGCGUGCAGAAGUUGAACGCAGGAAUUGUAAAUGAGCAAGGAGUGAUCCACAAAAUCAACCAAGGGGAUGACGUGGUGGGUAAGGUUCAUACAUACCUUGUUCAUUCCGCACCCAGAAACGCGGUUGAUUUGAUGGACCUGCCAGAAAUAUUCAGGCCUUUUGACGAGAUUAAUGGAUAUGACUAUUGGAAAGUAUUCGCAGACAAUGAUCAAUACACCGAUACUAGGGGAGCCGCCUAUGAGUUUUAUGGUAUUGGAGGUGAAGGUUGCAUAGUCCUCCUACGUCCGGAUCAGCAUGUUUCUUUCGUUGGAAAUUUGAACGACUUGGCUUCUGUUGAGGCGAUACUAGCCAAUAUUGGUUUCGAAGACUUAGACGAAGGGCAACAAUCGAAUGAGAAACCAACCCUAAAUGGUUCGCAAAGGGAAGACCAAUAA
Molecule: messenger RNA, 1908 nt
Organism: Penicillium longicatenatum
Lineage: Eukaryota; Fungi; Ascomycota; Eurotiomycetes; Eurotiales; Aspergillaceae
Product: putative FAD monooxygenase
Exons: 6
Coding region: 1-1908 (635 amino acids)
Molecular function (GO): FAD binding
Source: RefSeq, a predicted model, not a curated record